This is a messenger RNA of Mustela lutreola (European mink), 705 nucleotides long. It is a transcript of the gene FAM32A, whose product is annotated as family with sequence similarity 32 member A. The transcript is spliced from 5 exons. Bases 83 to 415 code for a protein of 110 amino acids. NCBI's taxonomy places the organism in Eukaryota, Metazoa, Chordata, Mammalia, Carnivora, Mustelidae. Gene Ontology annotation, cellular component: nucleolus. The record is from RefSeq and is a predicted model, not a curated record.
GAAGUGAGGCGGGCGUUCGGACGUAAAGGGCGUACGCAAACAGGAAGUGUGGCAGUUUACCUACAGAACGGCGAGCGGCAUCAUGGCGGCCUACGAGCAAGUUCAAAAGGGGCCCCUGAAACUAAAAGGCGUUGCAGAGCUUGGCGUCACCAAGCGAAAGAAGAAAAAGAAGGACAAAGACAAGGCGAAACUCCUGGAAGCGAUGGGAACGAGCAAAAAGAAUGAGGAGGAGAAGAGGCGCGGUCUGGACAAACGAACCCCGGCCCAGGCGGCCUUCGAGAAGAUGCAAGAGAAGCGGACCCCAUCUGAAACUUUCUGUUUCUGCAAAAUGGGAAUGCAGUCAGUUGCCCGGGGCUGCAGGAAGCACACAUACAGUUCCCAGCAGAGCCUGCUAAGCAAAUGGAAAGGAUCCUAAAGAAAGCAUCCAAAACCCACAAGCAGAGAGUGGAGGAUUUCAACAGACACCUGGACACCCUCACAGAGCACUAUGACAUUCCCAAAGUCAGCUGGACGAAGUAGCCUCCCCACCCAGGGUAUGGAGUGGCAUCAAGGGGAAGUGGAAGGCAAAAUUGGGGUUAUGUUUGGUGCCUUUGGUCUUUUCUAGAAACAUACUUUUACACACACUCUUGUGUCUUCUACUGAGACAAGUGCUUUCCAAAGCAGUAUGCCCUCUUUCUGGAACAUGAUUAAAGUAAUAAGACUGUC